GUCGGCUUCCGUUCCAGGUGACUCCCAUUUCCUCGCAGUUUUUCUGCUCCUAGGUUGUGCUACAGGCUAGACCGUGAUAAACAUUGCGAGCUGACGCAGCUGUAACAGUUAACUCGGGAUGAGAGUCGCGGUAAUCUUAAUGGUAAUUUAAAAUGAAGAAACUAAGGCCUGCAUCCUGACGUCGACAUUGCGGUCGACGACGAUCUGCGGCAGCGUUGUUGGUGACUGACAUGGACGCUGGUGACAUUAAGGAUGUGAAGCUUUCACCUGAAGUCGAACCAUUUAUCCCGCAGAGGAAAGGUUUGGAAGGUUCUAUUAUCGGCAUGAGUCUUUCUGGGGAAGCAGGAGGAGGCGGAGGUAUCGGAGGAGGCAGUGGAGGGGUGGAAGCCACAUCCAUACCCAGCUACCUCAUCACCUGCUAUCCUUUUGUCCAGGAGAACCAACCCAGCAGACAACAUCCUGUAUACAAUGGAGGGGAGCUGCGCUGGCAGCAGGCUAACCCCACCCCUGGUGCUCCAUACUUGGCCUACCCCAUCAUGUCUUCCCCCCAGCCUCCUGUCUCCAAUGAUUACACUUACUACCAGUUCAUGCCUGCUCCUUGCCAACCAGUGAUGGGCUUUUACCAGCCCUUCCCAGGCACCUACGCAGGCCCAGUUCAAGCAGGUGUAGUCAACCCUGUCUCAGCAGAGGUCAGCGAAAGGCCUCUGUCCCUCGGACUCGCAUAUGGAAUGGCCAGUCAAAGAGGAAGAGGCAUGGCCCGAUCUAAUGUCCCCCCAAAGCAACAUUUGGGUGUGUACCAAGCUGCUCGGGGUCGUCGCCCUCCAACAAGAAAUGCAGCUGUGCAGAAGGAGGUGUGCACCUUAGGACCUGAUGGCAUUACCAAGAAUGUGAUGCUGGUGGAUGCAGCACAGCAGACGGAUUUCCCAGGAGAGGUGUCGGGUCGGUGUGCCGCUGAGCGGGUUAGCCCAUUGCUGUGGAAAAACCGGAAUAAAAGAAGACGGGCUUCCCAUCCAGCUGAAAGCUACAAUGAACAGGGCGCCAGCGAGGCAGACAUAGACAGCGACAGUGGCUACUGCAGCCCAAAACACAACCAGGCAGCCGGGGCAACGAACCGGACCGCAGAGAACACAGCCCCAUCUAUGGGUGUAGAGAGCGGUGUAGUGACAAGUCCCUGGGUAAAUGUGGCAUCUCAGGCAACUCCAAAGACCUGGGGAGACAGAAACGGACACUUUGUCAGAGGGGAUCAGAGGAGGAACCCAGAACAGAGAAACUUUUCUCAGGAUUUUCACAGUGGCUAUCCAGGCCGCAUGUCAUGCGGCCAGCCGGAACAAAGGCUGCAGCCGGCAGCCGGCCCGGGCAGCGAUCUCACUCCUGAGCCCCUCUACUUCAAGGAUGAAGAUGAGUUUCCAGAUCUCCCUGCUGGAGGGUCUGUCCAACGCAGCACCAAACCAGAACCUGCUCCCCCGCAGACUCACACACAACCUAAACUUCCCAAAAACCUGCUGGAUAACCUACCAGAGAACUCUCCAAUCAACAUUGUGCAGACCCCCAUUCCAAUUACUACCUCUGUUCCCAAGAGGGCCAAGAGCCAGAGAAAGAAGGCUCUGGCUGCUGCUCUGGCCACUGCACAGGAGUACUCUGAAAUCAGCAUGGAGCAAAAGAAACUGCAGGAAGCGUUCACCAAAGCAGCGGGGAAGAAGAGUAAGACCUCUGUUGAGCUGGAUCUGGGAGACAUGUUGGCAGCUCUGGAAAAACAACAGCAGGCAAUGAAGGCCAGGCAACUCAACAACACCAAGCCCGUGUCUUUCACCUUGGGAACAACCACUCCUUUUUACAACUCGGGCUCCUCCAGCUUGCCAUCCAUGCUCAGGGGACAUCAGCAGUACUCAGCCCCACAUAACCCCCUUGACUCCACAGCGCCUCGCAUCAAGAGGGGGAAAGAGCGGGAGAUCCCCAAAGUCAAGCGACCAACUGCCCUUAAAAAGAUCAUUUUAAAGGAACGCGAGGGGAAAAAAGGAAAGUCGAGCUUAGAGCAAGAGUCUUUGGGUCAGGAAGAGAGCGGGGAUGAGUGUCUACAUUUUACUGAUGAUCUUUCACGUGAACCUGCCUCCCAGGAAGAAAAUGGUCUAAGCGUGGCCAGUGACGCAUCUCUGUCCCCGGCCAGUCAGAACUCCCCUUACAGCAUCACCCCGGUGUCUCAGGGUUCUCCUGCCAGCUCCGGGAUCGGGAGUCCAAUGGCUUCCAAUGCCAUCACCAAGAUCCACAGUCGGAGAUUCAGAGAGUACUGUAACCAGGUGCUGAGCAAGGAAAUCGAUGAGAGUGUGACCCUGCUGCUUCAGGAGCUGGUUCGCUUCCAGGAAAGGGUCUACCAGAAGGAUCCCAGCAAGGCCAAAUCAAAGCGCCGCCUCGUGAUGGGACUCCGAGAGGUCACCAAGCAUAUGAAGCUGCACAAGAUAAAGUGUGUUAUUAUAUCUCCUAACUGUGAGAAGAUCCAGGCUAAAGGUGGUUUAGAUGAAGCUUUAUAUAACGUGAUUGCCAUGGCAAGGGAGCAGGAGAUCCCCUUUGUGUUUGCUUUGGGCAGAAAGGCUCUUGGGCGGUGCGUCAACAAGCUGGUGCCUGUUAGUGUUGUAGGAAUUUUCAACUAUUCUGGAGCCGAGGGGCUAUUCAAUCAGCUGGUGUCUCUGACAGAGGAGGCCAGGAAAGCUUACAAGGAAAUGGUGUCAGCUCUUGAGCAAGAGCAGGCAGAGGAGGCGCUGAAACAUGACAAGAAGGUCCCACACCACAUGGGGCAUUCCCGCAACCACUCUGCCGCUUCAGCGAUCUCCUUCUGCUCCAUCCUGUCUGAGCCCAUCUCUGAGGUCAAUGAAAAGGAGUACGAGACUAACUGGAGGACUAUGGUGGAGAAUUCCGACGCCCCAGAGACAGCAGAGGAAGAGCCAAGUCGUCCAGCGCCUCCUGCUACCGCCCAGAAAGAUGGCGAGAUCACAGCGGCCCCUGCCAGCGUCGCCCCGCCAUCUUCCACCGCCCCCCAGCCGAGGGCGGGGCCCACUGCGCAGGGCAGUGGGGACAGAGACGAGGUGCGAGCUGAUGACCGUCUGGAGCUGGCCUCCCAGCAGAGCACAGAAACGGGCUCUUUAGACGGGAGCUGCAGGGGGCCACUGAACUCCUCCAUCACGUCCACCACCUCCACCCUCGUCCCAGGGAUGCUGGAGGAAGAGGAUGAGGAUGAGGAGGAAGAGGAUGACUACACUCCCGAACCGAUAUCUGUAGAGGUGCCUACCCUGAGCAGCCGCAUUGAAUCCUGGGUAUCAAAGACCCUGGAGAACCUGAACUUGGGGAAAAGCCAAGAAAGUACAGAGGAUGAGGAGGAGGAGGAGGAGGAUGAAGAGGACAGGGGUCAGGGCGAAGAGGAGGAGGACUUUGAUUCGGCCGAGCUGUCAGAUACCAGAACAGAAAGCAAAGAACAAGCAGAGGUUAAGGUAGUCUUGGGCUGAGUCUGUCCUCCGUCUUCGCUUCAUUCCUCGGUCAGUGUCUCACAUCCCUCUUCCUCCAGUCUCCCUGACAUUCAGCAUCAUCUCAGGUAUACAUCUAUCAAACAGCAGAGACUCUGACCAACCUGGGCACACACCCCAACGUUCGGUUUGAGGGACGGAAACCAGCAGCUGUCGGAAAACACUACAAAAUGUAAAGAUCUCCUCACUUCUUCUGCCCACAUACCUGCAACACUUGAAUGCAGAGCCCAGUGUCUGGAUUUUUGAACUCUUUCAGAGAUGUUUACAGUGAUUUGGAGCAGAUUUGUCUCGCAGAGGAGAGAUCUGACUUCAUUUAAAACUCUGAAGGUUUACAGCUCUGCUUGUGUUUCUGUGUGUGUGUGUGUGUGUGUGUGUGUGUGGGUGUGUUUUUCGGGCACAUGCUUUGCAUUGAUUUGCUGUUAAAUUGCUUUAUCUUUGUAAAUAUUUUUGCUUCCAUCUUUCUGCUUUGCGUGGGAGGAAGAGCCACAUUACCGAGUGAUCCUUGCUUUUGUUAUUAAGAGGUCGGGGAGUUCUGUUGUUGCACCAAAACCACUCCAACCCCUCCAGUUUUUAAAUGUCCGAGUAACGAGUGUCUAAUCCUGUAUUUAGGUGAUUUGAAAUGAUUUAACAAAACAAACUUUGUGCAUAUAACCUCCUUUUAGAUAGCUUUACUAAAACCUGUAAUAAUUUGUCUUAUUGUCUAGUGUAAAAGUUGUUUUUGUCUUUGAAUUUCAGAUGUUUCUCUAUGAAGGAAAAAACAAGUGCUCUCAUUUAUUGUCUUUCUCAUGUGACUGCCGAACCUUUAAGACUCCUUCCACCAUUUCUGUCAACCAAUUUGCGAUGUUUUUUUUUUUUCUUUUCUUCCCCCAAAUCCAGUUAGCAGCUGAUUCAGUAAAUAAACAGUCAAAUCAAAGCAGUGAGAUGGAGUCCUGCUUUGGGAUGCCUCGUGUUGUUUACAACCUUUAAAGCUGAGAAGCCAGAGAACAGGGUUAUCGGCGUUCAUAAAGUUUGGCAUUGCUCCAAAAAAAAAAAGCACGCGUGCUUGCUGGGAACUGGGAUUGACCUCAGCAAAUAGUUUUGAAUUUUAACAUUUUUAAGAUUUUUUUUUAAAUUUUCUUUAGGAAAUUUUGCAAGUUUCCGUUGUCAGACGUCUAUACGUUUGUAAAUACACAUGUACAAAAGAAAAAUCUUACAUUUUAUAAAAAUAAAAAAAAACACCAUUA
Messenger RNA from Oryzias latipes (Japanese medaka), 4735 nucleotides. RefSeq names its product SECIS binding protein 2-like (gene secisbp2l). Gene Ontology annotation, molecular function: selenocysteine insertion sequence binding; ribonucleoprotein complex binding; mRNA 3'-UTR binding. Gene Ontology annotation, cellular component: mitochondrion; ribonucleoprotein complex. Lineage: Eukaryota; Metazoa; Chordata; Actinopteri; Beloniformes; Adrianichthyidae. The record is from RefSeq and is a predicted model, not a curated record.